Molecule: messenger RNA, 2148 nt
Organism: Cuscuta europaea
Lineage: Eukaryota; Viridiplantae; Streptophyta; Magnoliopsida; Solanales; Convolvulaceae
Source: the annotation of a GenBank genome assembly
UAUAAACUCUUUCAAUACAUCAACACUUGGGAAUAUAAUGGCAAUUGCAGCUUUUCUAAAACUUUCAUCUAUGUAGCAUGAGAAUGAAUAUAGCUAAUGGAGUGCACUUGUAUUUACUUUGUAGUUUGUAUUUAUCAGGAUAUCUCAGCUUGUGGUCUUAUUGAGCCCUCCUCUUAUUAAAAACAGAAAACAAAAUGAAUACAUAUGUAUGUAUUUCAGUUUAUGGAUCCAGAACGGGGAUUAUGGUUUCACACAGGGAAUCUCCUACGAAGAGACAACCCUUUCUGAAAUAAUACCAUCAGGUUGGACACUCCUAUUGAAGAAAAGGUAUGUCUCCAUGUUCUUCCUAUCCUCCAUCCCCGUCCGAACAAAGCCCAUCUCUGCUAUGACCAGAGAAAUCCACGCACCUACAAGAAAUUCCUCCACCCAUGUCCAGAUAAAGCCCAUCUCUACUUAUUUCUAAUGCUAUAUUAUGUGUAAUGAGUAAAUGUCUACUUUGUGGAUUAACAUCCUCCCAAAAAUCCUGUCGGGUCGAGGUAUGUGAGGCUCUUGGUUUGGGAGAUUCCACCUUUUGGACCAAGUAAAUGUCACGUACUUGGUGGAUUUACCCAUUAAAGAGUAAAUGGGUGAGUAAAAAAUAUAUUUCCUCCGGUCCUAAAUAAACUUCACACAAAUUAAGGAAAUAAAUUUGAAUUUGUUGUAGAGUACACUGUUGUGACACUGUUUGACACUGUUUUGCACUGUUUUGGUGUAGAUAAUUUGUCAAAUAAGAAAAUGAGAAGAAGUAUUAAGUUUAUUUUGGACCUACCCAAAAAGGAAAGUGUGAAGUUUAUUCACACUUGAGUAAAAAAACUAGUUAUAAAAUUAAAACAUUUGAGAUUCUCAUGUUUUUUUGAAAGGCUUCUCAUGUUGUUUAAUGCCUUCAACCAAGAACAAAUCCUUUCUGAAGCACUAGUUGGAAUUCCUUCCUCACCGAACUUACUUGCUUCCCCAAGUCGCAGCAAUCAAUCGUCUUCGGAACACAUCUGCGCAGCCCCAUAUGGCCAGACGGGCGUUAGCCUCCUGCCUGUCUCGUGCUCUGUCAUCGCCGUCAAUUGCUUCUCGCCUUCGCUUCGUCGUCCCUGUUCUUCUUAAUCACAAUCUUCAGCUUCAGGCCCAGCAGUUAGGCCAGACCCGCUUCAAGACAUCCGGGUCCGGUUAUUCUCCCUUGAAUGACCCAUCACCGAACUGGACCAACCGCCCCCCUAAAGAGACGAUUCUACUGGACGGAUGCGACUACGAACAUUGGCUAAUAGUUCUGGAGUUCCCCGACCCGAAACCGUCCGAGGAAGAGAUGGUCAAUAGUUAUGUUAAAACCCUAGCUUCUGUUGUUGGGAGUGAAGAGGAGGCCAAGAAAAAGAUUUACUCUGUUUGUACAACAACUUACACUGGCUUUGGCGCUUUGAUUUCUGAAGAGCUAUCAUACAAAGUGAAAGGACUACCUGGUGUCUUGUGGGUCUUGCCAGAUUCAUAUCUUGAUGUUCCUAAUAAGGAUUAUGGAGGAGACCUAUUUGUGGAUGGAAAAGUCAUUCAUCGGCCACAGUACAGAUUCACAGAGAGGCAAAGCAAUAACCGGCCUCGACCAAGGUAUGAUAGGCGUCGAGAAACAGUGCAGGUCAAUAGGAGGGCAGAACCUGUACAAGGAAAUAAUACGUGGGCAUCCAACCAGCAAGCUCCUGCGCAGCAUUCGACACCUGUGAAUGAGCUAAGUGGUGGACAAUCCAGCGGUUCCAGCCCGAUUCAAGGUCAAUCUCAUGGGAGUAAUGCCUGAAAUUAUGUACGUUCUGUUUUUAUUAUUUGCUCAAAAACCAAAGACUAAAACCUUUUUUGCUCCUCUUAUAUAUUGGCAUUUAUGUUUCUUAAAAUACGGUAACUAGUGACCUCAACUUCCUUGUUGGCAUUACCAAUUUAUAUUUAUUUAGCUGUUAACUUCCUGUAAGACAUACCCUGUCAAUCUGUCAUUUGAAUAUCCCUUUCCGAUAUCCUGUAACCGAACAGGGUGGCUUUUUUAAUCAGGAAAAUAGGGUUUUCCCCUUGAGGGACACAUUCCCUUAAAUUAAGGGCCUUAAUGUUUAUGGACCAGUCAUUGCAUAUAUGUUUACAUUGGCA